Molecule: messenger RNA, 864 nt
Organism: Phytophthora sojae
Lineage: Eukaryota; Oomycota; Peronosporomycetes; Peronosporales; Peronosporaceae
Exons: 3
Coding region: 1-864 (287 amino acids)
Biological process (GO): rRNA processing
Cellular component (GO): small-subunit processome; Mpp10 complex; nucleolus
Molecular function (GO): snoRNA binding; rRNA primary transcript binding
Source: RefSeq, a predicted model, not a curated record
AUGUCUGUGCGAAGGAAUGUGCGUCUGCGCCGCGAGUACCUGUACCGCAAGGGCCUGGAGGGCAAGGAGCGCGCGCUGUACGAGCACAAGCAGCAGCUGAAGGAGGCCAUCCGCAGCGGCAAGGCCAUCCCCACGGAGCUGCGCAGCGUCGAGAAGGACCUGCGCCAUGAGAUGGAGUACGACGACGAGGCCCACGAGAAGCCCAUCAGCCACAUCGACGACGAGUACAAGAACGCCGGCAUGUUCGACCCCAAGAUCGCCAUCACCACGUCGCGAGACCCGAGCGCCAGGCUCAAGCAGUUCGCGCAGGAGAUCCGCCUCAUCUUCCCCAACGCCAUCCGCCUCAACCGCGGCGCCCACACCGUCGGCGACCUGGUGGAGAGCGCGAGGUCCAACGACUUUACAGACUUGAUCCUGGUCACGGAGACCCGAGGCGAGCCAGAUGGUCUGGUGGUGUGCCACUUGCCGUACGGCCCGACGGCCUACUUCUCGCUGAGCAACACGGUGCUGCGUCACGACAUCGAGGACCGCGCCACGAUCUCGGAGGCGUACCCGCACCUCAUCAUCAACCAGUUCGAGACGAUGCUGGGCAAGCGCGUGGCCAACAUCCUGAAGCACCUGUUCCCGGUGCCCAAGCCGGACUCGAAGCGUGUCAUCACGCUGUCGAACGACAACGACUUCGUGUCCUUCCGCCACCACGUCUUCAAAGUGACAGGGCGCGAGGUGGAGCUGCAGGAGUGCGGGCCCCGUUUCGAGCUGCAGCUGUACCAGGUCAAGCUUGGCACGCUCGACCAGAAGGAGGCGGAGAACGAGUGGGUGCUGCGGCCGUACAUGAACUCGGCCAAGAAGCGCCGUGUGUUGUAG